Caenorhabditis auriculariae is the source of this 1857-nucleotide messenger RNA. The record is from the annotation of a GenBank genome assembly. NCBI's taxonomy places the organism in Eukaryota, Metazoa, Nematoda, Chromadorea, Rhabditida, Rhabditidae.
AUGACGGCUAACGUUCAUCGAGAAGCUUUUUUGAAAAGAUUUGUGAUGGAAUGCAAGGCGAACUCUGCAAAAAUGGCGAAACUGCUGGGUAUAUUUUUUUUCGGUACUUUUUCUUCAAAUUAUUUUCAGAAGAAGAAGAGAGUGAGUUGAGCAAACUGAAAACUCAGACUAAAGCUAAUGAGUCCCGAUUGAUCGCAGGUAAUUCAAAGUUUUUAAAAGUGAUUUUAUGGUAAUUUAGCGAGAGAAGAAAAGGCGAGGGCGAUCGAAAAGAAUAAAAUGCUGGCGCUUGAGAAAAAAUCGGCUGAUCGGGAGCUAAGUGAGAAGAAGGAGUUUUAUAAGAAGUCUGUUUUGGAUUUUUUCAAAGUUUAGGUUUUUCAGUACCUUCAGAAUUUUUUAUGAUGUUUUAAAAUGUGCAUUUUUUAUAACGAGAACUACACCUAAAUUUUCCACAUUUUCCUACUUUUUUGAAAAAUUGAAAUUCAAGAACAUACGAAAAUCAAUUGUUAUCGUUUUUUCAAGGUCAACAGCUAAAGUCAACCAGCUCUACGCUGAAAUUGCACGAAUCGAUGAAGAAAUCAAGAAAUUGAUUGAAAAAGAUACGGAGACCAUUUCGGACGAUUUUUGUCAAGUCCAAGCGUCCAUCAUCGGCAAAAUGAAACAAAUGGUAAGUGAAUAAAGUUCAAAUUUGAAUUUUUCGUGGAUUUCAGACGAUAACUCGUCGCAACACUGAAGUCGACGGUCUCAACACCACGCUCAGUGAACUUUCUCGUACAGGUUUGUAAUUAAUUAAAGGAAAAUAAUAAUGCUGUUUCAGAUAGAAACUAGAAGUUAUUAAGAACUUGCUGUGUGCUAAGUGAUCUUAAUGUAGAAAUUCCUUAUUUAAAAAAAAAAUUAAACAAUUCUGGAUGAGAAAGGGGAAAAAGGGCCAAUUUAUGAUUUUUUUCCCACAAUUUUACUCAUUAAAAUUUUUCUACUCUUACAAAAAUAUUUUACAUUAAAGCUUUUAAUUAGAAUAGAAUUUGGAAUAUUGGCCAGAAAAUUCUUUUUUUGAAAGAAGUAUAUGACAGGAAGUAGCUUUUCUACUUGGUGCCGUGUUAAAUUCAAAUAAUUUUCCGAAAAAUACUGAAUUUUGUUCAAAGAAAAGGGCGAUCAAAAGCUUACAAGACUUAGAAACCCCAGAGUGUCCUCUAAAGGGGCAAUUUUAGGGGUCCUUAAAGGCUAAAGUCUCUAGAUAACUUUAACUCUCUAUAGGGACCACUUAAGCUUCAGGGGCCUUCAAGUCGAAUCUAAACCCCUUUAGGGGCCACUUGGAUUCUACUCUUCUAGACAGACUUGAAGGUUUUCCUUUUCCUGUAGUACCUCAUUGCCUCCCAUAUAAGGGCAGUAAAAUAUGGCCACUCUAGGGACCGCUUGAGUUUUUGGGCUCAGAUGAGAGACUCUGAACCCCUAAAGGGAUCACCUAAGUUUAGCCCUCUAGGGGGGCACCAUUUUGUUCCUUGUAGGGGCGAUUUUUCACCCUAACCCCUCUAGGGACUUCUCUGGCGUUUCUAAAGAUGACGUUUUUUUUUCACUGGCCGUGAGCCUUUGAAUUUUUUUGUAGAGGAAAAGCUCUUGAAAUCGAUCGCGGAUUUGGAGACGAAAAUCCACGAAAAAGACGAUUUCCUCGCCGCCACGCUUGGUGUCAGUUACGUUGAACGCAAUGUCCUUUUGUAUGUCUUUUUUUUCAAAAAGUCAAAAGAAAAGGAAAUUUUUUCCAGCUAUUCUUUGCGCCACGCGACUUCUCUCAUCCGUUCCGAGUAUCAGAAAAUGAAACUGGUCGAACAAAGUCUGCGCACGAAACUCAAUUGCUCCGACUGA